UUCAAGGAGAGGAGGAAUGAAAGAUUGCAAAUCGCCACUUGGCCCUAAAUAUUUAUGACGUUUAACGAAAACUGAGCGAGAGGCCUCACAUUUCGCGUCGAAAUUUUGUGAACCGUGGUAGAUUUCGCUGUGUUUUUUUGCACAGUCUCUGGAAGGCAGGACGAGAGGUAAAGAAAGGUGAAGAUAAGUGUCAAUCUGUUCAGACUUGUUUGGGAAUUUGAGAAAGGAGGGAGGAGGGGAGAAGGAAUAAGUACGUGAGGAAAGGUGGAGAGUUCUGGCGUAAGCAUUUAUUUUCAGAAGACAGUGCAAAUGAUAAGGAAAGGCAGAUUUAGUUAAACUUUAAAAAAAAAUGAUCUCACAGAAAACAGAAUGAUUUCAGUGUCGGAACGGAGAAAAAUGGGAUCCUGCCGUAUUGCGCAAUUUUAAGCAGUCUGUCUAUGCGGCAUUUGGAAUAAGGAAAGCGACAUCUAACAUAUCUAGCUGUGAGUCUAAAAAGAAUGUUGCCAUGGCAACCAAACGCUUCAGCUGGAUGUUCUUCAGUUCCUUACAACCCUCCAGUCAGAAUCCACCUGAGAGCCACCGUCAAUGCAGGGAUCGUAGUGGGCGAGAACCCAGCCCUCGAAGUGAGACUGAAGUGCGAGAGGACAGAGAGAGGGAGAGAGACAGAGAGGGGGACUGGAGCAGACAGCGAGAGAUGCAAAGAAUGAAGGAUAGAAAGAGGGAGAAAGAAAGAGAAAUUGGGCAAAGCUAUAGAGAGGAGAGGGAUUGCUUGAAAAUACCGCAACAAAGGGAGAAAAGGUAUGCGAAGUCAGAAAAAGAGCCAUUGAGGGAAGGGGCCUUAUCAGUAUGGAAAGAGAGGUGGCGUGAAGUGGGUACAACAAGCAGGGAAAGAGAAGACGGAAAAAGGACGAGAAAAGUUACUGCCAGAGAAGCAGAAGUAGGAAGGAGAUACGUUGAGCGACCAAGGGGAGCAGAAAGGGAAGACUUUGAAAGAGUCAAUGAAAGGGAUACUCUAAGAUACCAGAAAAGAGAUGAAUUAAAAGAUGCACAUAGAUACAGAGAGAAUGACAGACAGAGGGACUGGGAGAGAGAUGGGUUGAGGGAAGAAUAUAGAAGCAAUGGAAGGAGACUUAGAGAACGAGAGAGAGAUUGCGACCAACGGAGGGAAAGAGGGAGUGAAUUCAGCCCUAGGUACAGAAAAAGGGAUGAACGGGUGGAAAACGAGCAAAGGAGUGAAAGAGAGAGGGUCAGAGACAGGGAGAGAGAAAGAGUAAGACAGCUGGAAAGAGAGUCUGCGUAUAAUACAAACGAGGGAAAGAGACUCGUUGAAAGGGAAAGGGAACAUGUUUCAGACAGGGAAGGAUGGGAAAGGAAGCAAGAAGGGCAGAGGGACACGAAAAGUGAGGGGGAUAGUGAAGGAGAGACACAGAGAGAGAGGGUCUUUGAAAAGCAGAGUCUGAAAAAAAAACACAGCAGAAGCGAGGGGGACAAUGAGGUUGAGAUGAUAAGAGAGAGACUCAGAGAGAGUGACCGACUGAGAGAGAAUAAAGAGGAAAGAAAGGGGGACAGGUAUACGGAUAGGUACAGGCCAAAAGUUACUGAGGACAGAGCGAGGGAGAGAUACAGAGAGCGAGAGGAGGUAAGAGACAGUGAGAGAUACAGAGACAGACAUGAAAUGAGAGAAAGGGACCAGGAGACAUACAAAGAAAAACAUAGACGUAGGAAGGAGUGGAGAGAGCCAGAGACGGGGAGAGAAGGACCAAAUUCACAGGCAACAAGUGAGAGACUGAAACACAGAGAGGAAGCUGAUGUCAGGGAGCGAAAAAAACAUAAAGAGGAAAGAGAGAGAUGCCAACUUCGGGAAAGAUGCAGAGAAGAACGUCCAAAAAGUCCGAGGGGCAUAGAAACAGAAAACAAAGAGGAGAUAGGCACUGACAUCAGAGGUGGAGUCCAGAGUUACAAUCAUGUAUACAGUGAGCCAGAAGAAAGAGGAGGGAAACACAGGACUGGGGAGAAUGCCGAGGAGACAGAGAGCUCAGUACGGAGUGACGUAGAGAGGAAGAAGGGGAGGAGGGUAGAGAGCAGCAGGGGAAGGAAAGCAGAGGGGGAGAGGAAACAGCGGAGGGAGUGGACAGAAGAUAUAGAGAGUGAGAGGGUAGAGAGACUAAGACACAAGAGGAUGUGGAUAGAACCUUGGAAGACAGAGAGAAGGGAGGAAGCCUCAGAGGGGCAAGAGGAGACAUGCCCCGAAAGAGAAGGAGCUAUAGACCAACUGAGCGAUAGGUAUGCAGAAAAGGACUUAAAUGAAGGUCGUGCAACAGGGCUGAGACGAGAGGACAUAUUUAUGGAACGGGGGGAGAAUCGAGAAACAGGUCAAGGAGAAGGAGACACAGCAAGAGACAAAGACGAUGAGGAUGAAGAUGACAAAUGGCUGAACAGAGAAUUUUAUGAAGACCGAGACAUGGAGUCUGAGAACAGCGAGGAAAGCGAAAGAAGCUGGCAAGAAGAUGAAGACGGUUCUGUGGAGAGGGAUGAUGAGAUGGAUAGCACAGAUGAGAAUGAGAGUGAGGAGAAGGCAGGUGAUAAACUCAGGCCCUCCGAGAGUGAUACAGAAAGCACUAUGCAGGAAGAGGAAGAGGAAAGAAAGUUGUCCAUUGAGGACGGCUUUGUAACAGUCUCCAGCGGAGGUGAGGAAGAACAGGAAGAAAAGUUUGAUGACUGCAAAGAAUUUUGGGAGAGCGAGGGUCCCAAUGAAGAUGUGCAACCUGCUGAAGGCAAGAGUAUGGGACAGAUGGAGGCUGGUGGAGAGGAGGUGGGAUAUGAACAUCAUGAAGAGAAGGACUUAUGUGAGACAUACAGUGAGCAAGAGAGGAACAGGGAGAAUGACAGCCCCUCUGAGGGAGAACAAGAAUGCAUUGAAAGAAGAAAUUUGGAAGAGGGUGUAGAUGUGAAGACAGAUAUAGUGGAAGAAGAGACAGAGAGGGAAGUUGUGCUGGAUACAGAGGGAGAUGAGAACGAGAGACAAGAUCCAAAAGUCACUCUCUUCUGUGUGAUUGGACAGACACUGCCUAGGUCACGUACUCAGGGAGGUCCUCCGGAUCAAAAAGAGAUGGAAGAAAGCAGUGAGAAAGAAGAAGAAAGCGGCACCGAAAUAAAGGAAUCAAAUACAGAGCAAGAAGAGAAGGAGAAAGACAUGGGUGACUCACCUGUCUAUAACAUGGAGCACAGUGAUGAUAGCUCUGGAAUUCAUAUUUGCGAUAUUGCACCUAAAGAGACUGAUCAGUAUUCAGAAAAGGAUGGAAGUAAUACAUAUUCUGAAAACGCAGACACGGAAGCCAGAGGGAAUAUUACGACUGGAAAAAGUGAAACAGAAACUGAAAGUUUAUGUAAAAACCAACAUGAAGCAAUCAGGGAGACUGAGCCUUAUUUGGAAACAGCAUCCGAAGCUGGCAAAGAGAUUGAGCAUGAAGUCACGCUUACGGGAGACAGGAAGACACGCACAGAGUCGUAUUCAACAGAAGAUCGGAGUCAUGCAGGGCUGGAUGCGUUGACCAGAGUGGAAGAACAAUGUAAGGAAGAACCUUGCCCUGAACUAAAGCCUGCAGGGGAUGUUGGGACUGAAAUUGCAGGCUCCUCUGAGGAUCACGCUUUGGAGCAAAUGGAAUUACAGAAAAGCGGGGAACUGUAUUUGGAGGUGCAGCAACAGAUGGAUGCAUGGCCUACCCAAGACUCCUUUAACAGUAAUGCGAAAGAGUUGUCUCCCGCCGUAACGAACCAGGAAGUUCCAGAACCUGGGAUGCACACAGACGUGCUGACUGACACCAACAACGGUGACCAGGAGUCUCCAGAAGCCCAAGGAAAUACAGGGAGAGAUACCGACACAGUGGAAAGUGAAAGAGAGGAAAAGACGCAAGGGCUAUGUGAGAGACCAGCACACGUGGAGUCAUACCCAAACCCUUGCAUAAUUAUAGAGACAGAGGGGCAGACGGGUGCAGGUAGAGACCCGGAGACAACGGCAAGAGAAAGCGAUACAGGCGCGCAGGCUUACCAGGAUGAUUACCCUUUGACAAAAACACAGCUCUCCAAAUCUAACAGUUGCCCUAGCCCUGUCCACAGCCCCAGCAAGGACCAUGUUAAUGUCAGCCUUGAAGACAAGGAAGGGGGAAGGACGGUGACAGAGAGAGGAGCGACAGAAUGCACCAGCAGUUUUCGAGACCUGGGAAAGGAGGUACGGAGCAGGAGGAGGGGGUUCCGUAAGACGGAGAAGAGUGGAGAUGUGGAGGAAGGUGUAGGACGAGAUCGGAGGACUAGAAUUUUCAGCAUAUCAGAUGACGAUGACGAACUCAGUUACAGCUGGAGCGAAUCGGAGCUCAGAAAACUAACAGAGACCAUUCAAAGAUCGAAGAAGAGGAACUCAAAGUUUUACAACUCGCAGCUCUACCAACAGUACAGCGAGGUGGUUCAGAACCAGGAGAUUCUGCGCCAGUGUCGCUCCGACACGCUGUCCUCCGGCUCGCCACUCCCUUCGCCCCCACCAGCUCGUCGUCCUCUGCCACCCCUUCCUGCCAUCCCCCACCCUAACUCCUUGAUCCAUUCCAACUCCUUAAGCAACAUCAGCACCCUCUCAGCACCUGUCGGCUCCUCUUUGCGACCCCCUUCUCCGCGACUCUCAAUCUCCCUUUCCCAGUCCCCCACUCUCUGGCAGGAUCUUCCAGGGGUCAGGAACAGCAGAGAACUGAGUGAGCUGAAUGAAGACCAGAGACGUUUACAGGAGGUGAGGUUUGAAGUUGUGACUUCAGAAGCAUCCUACUGUAAAAGUUUAGACAUUGUGGUUGGCCACUUUCUCAAGUCAAAGCAGUUAGGAGCACUGCUGACAGCACAGGACAAGACGUGGCUCUUUUCCAGGCUUGUAGAUGUCCGAGCUGUUAGUCACAGUUUCCUGUUGAAGCUGGAGGAGCAGGUGGAGAAAGACAUAAUGCACUUCACCGUAUGUGACAUCAUCAUGCAUUACUGCCCUCGAUUCCGUUCGGUCUACGUGCCUUACUUGACCAAUCAAUCAUACCAGGACAAGACGUACCAAAGACUUAUGGCAGAGUGUCCAGGGUUCCGGCGUGUGGUGGAGAACCUGGAGCGCAAUCCAGUGUGCCAACGUCUACCUCUCCGCUCUUUCCUUGUCCUCCCUUUUCAGAGGAUCACACGGCUCAAACUUCUUGUGCAGAACAUUGUGAAGAGAACAGCCCCAAACACAAUGGAGGAUGCCCAGGCCAUCAAGGCCCUCAAAUUGCUGGAGAAGAUCAUUCAAGAAAGCAAUGACAGCAUCACCCAGAUGAAAAGCAUCGAGUCUUUGGUCUCACUGAGUUCCAAAGUGGACUUUGAGUGCAGGACGCUUCCUCUCAUCAGCCAGUCCCGCAGGCUCGUGCGAGAAGGCGCCGUGGCAGAAAUGCGUGACUUUGCUCUAAAGGAGACAGAGAGGAACAUCUAUAUGCACCUUUUUAAUGACUACCUGCUGCUUUCUCUCCAGAAAGAAGGCGGCAGGUUCACCGUGAUCAACUACGCCCCAACGACAGACAUCCGGGUCGAGAACUGCCGCGUCAAACUGCACUCGCUGCAGAAGAACCUGUUCCGCCUCCACCUGUCACCACAGCGGGCCCUGCUGCUCUGCACAGAGUCACAGAGUGAUAAACUGCGGUGGAUAUCAGGUCUGUCCCGUCCUCAUCCUGAGGUAGACUACUCAGCGGCUCAGGAUGUUGCUCAGGUUCAGUGCAUCAAAGCAUUUGUUGCCCAGCAACCAGAUGAAAUAACGCUGGAGAAAGCUGAUGUCCUACUGGUGCACCAGCAGAGUAGUGAUGGCUGGGUUGAGGGAACAAGAUUGUCGGACAGGCUAAGAGGCUGGGCCCCGGAUUCACAUUUGGAGACUAUUGUCAGCGAAAGAGCAAGAAAGCGCAACCUGCUGGACACCCAGAAAAUUACAAAUGCUGCUGCAACUUAUUAAGAAAGGUUUACCGCUGCAGUGUUUUGCGUCCGAAGGCAAGGCCGCCAUCAGGCCAUUGGAACCUGUUCGAACCAGUGGGACCCUCUUCCCGUUGGGGGUUCCGCACAGUGCUGGUCGAGGACAUGGACGCACCAAAGGCAAUUUUUUGUUCUCUAUGCUUUCGAAAGCAUUUGAACAAUCUGGAAUUCCUUGCUUUGAAUGACAGAGCUAUUUUUUUUUGCUCUAUAAAUACUUUUAACAAUACCAGUCUCAGUGGCAUCAGGGGAUCGGAGCUUUUCCAAGUUAAAAUUGAUCAAAUCCUACCUAAGGUUAAACGUGAUCUGAGAUAGACUCAAUAGCCUUGCAAUAUUAUCCAUAGAAUGGGUUCCGGAUGAAACAAAAAACUUAGACUUUGGCAAAAUUUUAAAAAAAGUUUGCAGGACAGAAAGCAAGGAUUUCUCUACAGCUAUAAUUUUGUUGAUUAACAUGUUUGUGUCAAAUAUAAGCUAAUAAUAUUAUAUUGUUUUGUUUUUAAAACAGCGUAAUAGCAUAUAUUCCUGGUACCUAAUUUGAUUUAAUCUUAUGUCCAAGAGACCCAACCAAGAUAGUCUAAACUGGGCCCUGUAAUUACAAACGCCAGGCUAAAUACUAAAAAAAAAAUACAUCCAGUUAAAUAAUUCCGUUUAAGACAAACUGGAUGAAAAAAAUCACUACAUGUUAUAUUUUGACUUUCUGGAGUGUACUAUUUAAAACAGACACUCUAGUAUCAUUAGACAUUAAAAUAUACUGACAGGUAGAGGGAAAAUGUGCUAUUUUGAAAUUAAAUGUGUUUGCAGACUGAGAUACAUAACAUCGUGAUUAAAUAAUACAGAUAUUGCCAAAACUAAAGGUUUUAUGGUUCAGCAGGAAUUUAUUAUUGGUGGAUUUUCUUAGUUAUCAUUUUUAAGAAUGAUAUAAACAGAGUAGUUGAUGGGAUAUUGAGAGAAACGUGUAACUGACAAAGAAAGGCUCUGUGGAAACACAAAGCAUGCGACUGUCAAAAGGAUUAGUUUUAGUCCUUUUCCUUGUGGACCUUGCUCUCCAAUUCCCCAUCUGCAGUUAUCAUAUGUAGUCCUGUUUGGAUGUCAAAUCAUGUAUGUAUGUACAUAUCAUUGCUGGGCAAGUAAUGAAAUUAUUAUGUUAAUAUACCAGUUGAGGUCGUGGUGGCGGUGGUUUGGGAAAUGAAGAGGCUUGGGUUUGGCUUCUUUCGUGUCUGAACAAAGUGUCAAACCUGGGGACUCUUAUUAGAUGUACAUAGGGGUCAACAGUGACAGUUCUUUGUCUUUAAACAUUCAUUUCAGCCAGUUUGAAUACAUUCUUCAUGUGAAAUAAAACAUGGUUUUAGUCUUUGUUUUGUUUCCAUCAAUCUCAAUAAAGUGCAUUCGAAUUAAGUGCAAACUUCAAGGAAAGGCUACUGGCAUCAUUUUCACUGUACAUCCAUCCAUCCCUCAGAAAACGGGGUCCAACACACGUAAUUCACAUUUUUCCCAUAAUGCAACUAGUAUUACAAUAAACGAGUUUCCCGCUGAAACUUGCGGUAACGCGGCUCGAUACAUUAUUUACCGUGAGAAAUAACAUUACUUUUUGUCAAAAUU
This is a messenger RNA of Scleropages formosus (Asian bonytongue), 7605 nucleotides long. RefSeq names its product Rho guanine nucleotide exchange factor (GEF) 5 (gene arhgef5). Bases 506 to 5992 code for a protein of 1828 amino acids. The transcript is spliced from 15 exons. Gene Ontology annotation, molecular function: protein binding; guanyl-nucleotide exchange factor activity. Gene Ontology annotation, cellular component: nucleus; cytoplasm. The record is from RefSeq and is a predicted model, not a curated record. Gene Ontology annotation, biological process: activation of GTPase activity; intracellular signal transduction. Lineage: Eukaryota; Metazoa; Chordata; Actinopteri; Osteoglossiformes; Osteoglossidae.